UUCGAAGGGGAGAACUUCUUCCUGGAAUUUCUAUUUCGGACAAGGUUUGCUUAAAAUUAGAUUUAUUUCUAUAAUACUUAAGAUGCGACGUAUUCUUGAUCUUGUAAAAAUAACUGAGGAUGGAGCUAUGGAUAUGGAGAAUUUAUUUCAUCAUGCAAGGGCUAUUCCAUUGGAGCAAUAUGACUGUCCGGUUUGUAAGACAACGUUCUUUUCGAGAAUUGAGUGUCAUGAACAUAUUGAAAGUGAACAUUCUAACGUUAGGAAACAACGCCCUCAUUUUUGUGACAUUUGUCUUCGCAGCUUCAAUGAACGACAUGCUCUUUCUGCUCAUCAAGAACAUCAUAAACGAGUACAGGCAAUUUUGGACAAUGACGGAUUAAAGGUUGCUGAACCAAUGAUAAUGAUGCCAGUAAUAAAUGAAGUUGAUGAAAAGGUGAUUUCUGAAAAUUUUGCUGCUGGAGGUGAAGGAGAUGAAGCCAUUUCUAUAAUUGAAAAUACGACAUUAACUAAUAAUUGGGAUGAACAUCAUUAAAAUAUGUACGUACAAAUGACUUCCGUCCACUUAUUUUUAAAAAAAAACAUUUUCAUUACAAACAAAACCGUUCCAUUUUUUAUUCCUUUUUUAUCCGUUUGUUAUUUUUUAAUUUAUUGUU
Meloidogyne enterolobii is the source of this 653-nucleotide messenger RNA. The record is from the annotation of a GenBank genome assembly. NCBI's taxonomy places the organism in Eukaryota, Metazoa, Nematoda, Chromadorea, Rhabditida, Meloidogynidae.